Messenger RNA from Durusdinium trenchii, 1497 nucleotides. NCBI's taxonomy places the organism in Eukaryota, Dinophyceae, Suessiales, Symbiodiniaceae. The record is from the annotation of a GenBank genome assembly.
AUGGCCACAGUCCCUGAUGCUUCUCCUCUCCCAAUGAAGGAGCCAGCUUCGACAAAGCCAGUGGAGCCUGCGGUGGUGCGCGCCAGUACCAAAGGGUUUGAGGAGGCUUCAUACCCAGUCAAAGGUGAGCUUUCUAUGACUCCUAUGAAGGUUGGCAAGUGUCAUGACCUGCAGAACGUGUUUGGGCAGUGGUUUUGCAAAGCCUGCCACUGGGAAUCCAAGUCGAUGGAGGGGAUGACCAGAGAGAUGCUCAAGAAAAUGCACGAGAAGGUGCAAGCGCUGAAGGCUCUCCAACUUCAGAAGCGGCAAAUGGAAGCUGCGCAGGCUGUGGCUGCUAAGGCUAUGGCUGGGGCCUCCACUGUCCCACCUACCACUGCUCCAUGCUUUGACACGGACGAGACCCAGCCACUGAUUUCUCCAAAUGCUGCUACAUGCAAGAAGCUGUGCUUUGAAGAAGCGGAGCCCAAGGAGGCCACAGCAAUGGCUUUGGCGGAGAGUGUGCCCGAGAAGCCUCUGGUCGAGAAGGCUGAGGGGCCUUUGAUGGAGACACACAUGGAGGCUGUGGAUGUGGGCAAAGAGGCUUUGGCAGAGCCAGUGGUUAUUCCAAGUCCAGAGUUGGAGGCUGGUCAGGACUUCAAGCCUCCACCACUUCCUGAGAAGCCGGCUUGCUUGAGAAAGCUCCGCCCAGAUCCCAUUAGCCCGGCUAGAAAGAUUGCCAAGAAAGAGGAUGAUAGUGCCAGCGAGGAUCACGAGGACAAGGAGGAGGAGGAAGAGGAGGAGGACUCAAGUGUGGAGGCUGUUGAGGACAAGUGUGAGGACAAGAGGGGCAGUCGACAGAAGAAGAAGGAAGAAGCAACUUCCAGCUCUAUGGUCGAAACUGGAAAAGGCAAGGACAAGCAUGGGAAUGUGGAGAGGGCAAGCUCUUCCAACAAGAGUGCCAAGAGCGCGGAGAAGCCCAGCUCUUCCAACAAGAGGAAGCCAAAGAAGAAUGAGGAGGAAGAGGGAGUUGAACCCGAAGCUAAAACAACCAAAGCCAAGCGGGUUGGUAAAGAACCAGAGGGAAGCAAGAAAAGCAAGAGAAAGGCAGUGCCAGGUGGAGAAGAGCACGGGGAUGUUAAGGAAGACAGCCGUGAAGACAAGAAGAAGAAGUACAGCCGCAAGUCGGCGGCCUACCAUCGUGCGGUGAAGAUGGCCCGAGAAGAAGGUGUUGAUGAGAAUGAAGCCAAACAAAGAGGCAAGGCGGCUGCCUGCGAGAUGGAGAGGUUGGCGAUGGUCUGUGUGCUCAGGGAGGCUCCGAAUGCCUUCAAUCUCGUGGGGGAAUAUGACUAUUUCAAGGUAUACAAGUCCAGCUUCUACAUGGCACACUAUGGACAACUGUGCCCCAAGCCUUCCAUCUUUUGGAGCACUUCCUUUGACAUGAUGAAGUUGAUGGUUCUGGCUGAUGACCCUACUCGUGAGGAACUGCGGAAAGCCUGGGUGGAAGCUCGUGUGGUGUGA